Messenger RNA from Eubalaena glacialis (North Atlantic right whale), 1480 nucleotides. RefSeq names its product UBA like domain containing 1 (gene UBALD1). The record is from RefSeq and is a predicted model, not a curated record. The transcript has 2 exons. Gene Ontology annotation, molecular function: protein binding. Lineage: Eukaryota; Metazoa; Chordata; Mammalia; Artiodactyla; Balaenidae. Bases 110 to 1477 code for a protein of 455 amino acids.
ACGGCCCUCAGCGCCUUUUUCCAAGAGACCAACAUCCCCUACAGCCACCAUCACCACCAGAUGAUGUGCACUCCAGCCAACACCCCCGCCACGCCCCCCAACUUCCCCGAUGCCCUCACCAUGUUCUCCCGUCUCAAGGCCUCCGAGAGCUUCCACAGCGGAGGCAGCGGCAGCCCGAUGGCCGCCACGGCCACGUCGCCCCCGCCGCACUUCCCGCUCGCCGCCACCGGCAGCUUCGCGGCACCCAGCUGGCCGGCUGCGGCCUCACCCCCAGGGGGGGCACAGCACCACCAGCCACAGCAGCUGCCCCUGUGGACUCCGGCACCCCCUUCCCCGGCGUCAGACUGGCCGCCACUGGUCCCCCAACAGGCCGCCUCAGAACCCAGAGCCCACCCUGCCAUGGAGGCCGAGAGAUAAGGGAGGCCCCUCCCCCCUCCCGGAGGCCAGAACCCCGUGGGGCGGGGGAGAGGACGUCUCUGCGGGCCCCCUUCACCCUCCUCUGUCUGCACCCCGAUUCCCCAGAGCCCUGGGGGGGAGAGACCGGACCCUUGUGCCAGUACACAGGCUGCCCGCAUGCGUACCCAGCAGCGCGGGCCUGCGGCACCCAGCUUUCAUGGAUUUGGUUCAGAGUCGUCUGGGUGCUGGUGGACAGAACCUCAGAGAACAAGCAGCCUUCCCCCGAGGACUCACCUGCCCCACCUCACCCCAGGGGGCUGCGGAGCUCCCCGGGGCCGGUGGGCCUAGAUCCCCACCCUCGGGAAUGCAGAGCCUUCUCCGCAUGUGUGCGUGUCGCUGUGUCUGUGUAUUUAUAUGUAUGUCGCUCUUCGAGAAGCAACCUAGUUUAUGGGGCAGCUGGACUUUGCAUGUUAGAGUGAGCCCCCUCUCCCCUUGUCCGCCGUCCCUCUCCCCAGGGCCCUGCCCCUCUCCCCUGCCCCCUGGGCAGUCAGCCUUGCUGUUCCCUGCAGAGAAAAGGAUUGUGGGAAACUCCAGGACUCUUCCCACCCAUCCCCCAGCGCCUGCCUGCUGGGGCUGCCUGCAUGCUUCCCCAGAGCCCGGGGGUACCCCAUCCCCAGUUCCUUUCCCCCUUUUAACAAAGGAGAAGAAAGAGUUCCAAACCAUCACCAGGCUCUGUGGUCUUGCCUCGUAUCCUAAGCUUUGCUGCCAGCUGGCCCUGUGUGGAGGGGGAGGGAGCCAACGGAGCCCAGAGCAGGGGCCCACCCCCCAGUCCCGCCUGGCUCCACACCGCUCCUGUCUGUUGCUGUCUUUUCAACCACAACAUGCUCUGGAAUCUUCCUGCCCACCCCAGCCUUUUCCCAUGAAGUUAGUUCCUGCCCUGUGUUCCCAGAACCCCUGCCUCUGUCUGCUUACCCUUCCCCCUGUCCGACUGGACAGAUCCCGACCUCCAGGGCUAACAGCUGCCUUCCGGUCUGCCUGGGUUUCACAGAGGACUUUUCUUCCUGGCUUAGGGCCCCAAUGACUG